This is a messenger RNA of Monascus purpureus, 318 nucleotides long. NCBI's taxonomy places the organism in Eukaryota, Fungi, Ascomycota, Eurotiomycetes, Eurotiales, Aspergillaceae. The record is from the annotation of a GenBank genome assembly.
AUGCGCAAAGAAGGCUCCCACAUCAGCAUCCUCUGCGAAAACCGCGUCCGACUGGCGACGCAUAUCUUGGAACGAUUCCAGCAAUCCUGGCCGCACGUUAUCUGGACACGACAUUUCCUCGAGCGUGCUCUAAAGGCCUGUUCAGGGCAGGACUCAGGCACAGGAGCAGCAGUCGGAGAACGGACGAACACCAACACAGACACUGCCCAUUCGGCGGAUAAUCAGGACCUGAUGAAAGGAUUCACCAACUGCAGCACCUGGAUCAUGAUGCGUCGGCUGAGGGUCUGUUUUCGCAGGGAGGAGCGAUGGACCAUCUAG